AUGUACACAAAUCCUACGGGUUUGGGACUUGAGAUAGCGUAUUUCAACAUGUUACCUGGUCAAAAAGAAGAUCUCUCUAUCAAACCUCUGGAUGCACAUUCACUUUUGCCACCAGAAGCGAUUGAAGCCUGGUUCUACCUCUACAGAAUGACUGGUAGCCCCAGACGGUACCCGUCCAAGCAUGCCAAAAUAAGCAACUCGAUCAUGGUUCAUGUUAGAGCGCACAUGGUCCGACAUCAGGCAAUGUUCGCUGCUUAUGCGAUGAAAACUGCAAUUCGUUAUUUGGCUAUACGACUUCAAGGAGAGAUCACUCCAGGCGCUGGAGAAGUGAAAAUUUCGGAUUGUCAGAUACAGCAAUAUCGUUUGUUACCGCAACUGGCUCGUACUUUCGCUUUUCUUCUUACGGGACAAGCGGUGAAGAAUAUCUACGUGAGAGUACAGAGGGAAUGGCCAAGGGGAAGGUAA
Cylicocyclus nassatus is the source of this 465-nucleotide messenger RNA. Lineage: Eukaryota; Metazoa; Nematoda; Chromadorea; Rhabditida; Strongylidae. The record is from the annotation of a GenBank genome assembly.